Hibiscus syriacus is the source of this 1500-nucleotide messenger RNA. RefSeq names its product protein trichome birefringence-like 33. The transcript is spliced from 6 exons. The coding region runs from base 80 to 1348 and encodes 422 amino acids. The record is from RefSeq and is a predicted model, not a curated record. NCBI's taxonomy places the organism in Eukaryota, Viridiplantae, Streptophyta, Magnoliopsida, Malvales, Malvaceae. Gene Ontology annotation, molecular function: O-acetyltransferase activity. Gene Ontology annotation, cellular component: Golgi apparatus.
CUCUAAGCAUCCUAGACCCUUCCAAAUAAUUAAAAUUUCCAAUACAAAUUAAAAACAAAAAUAUUGCUAAUUUUAAAAAAUGAAGCCUCCACUGCCUUCUUCUUCCUCAGGUGUUCUUAGAAAGCCUCGUCUGUCCCCUUACCUCUUCACUUUGUUAACUUUCAUUGUUUUCGUUGCUAUUCUCUAUGGAGAAGACUUCAUCUGCAUUUUUGGACAGUUAGAACCAAUACCCGGCCUAGCUAUCUCUAGUCCAGUGAAGAAAAGAGCGAAAUUGCCAUUCGCUAUAGGGAAGAGUGAAGAGAAAUGUGAUAUAUUCCAAGGGAGGUGGGUUAGGGACGAGUUGACUCGUCCUCUCUAUCAAGAAUCGGAGUGUCCGUACAUCCAACCACAGUUGACGUGUCAAGAACAUGGAAUACCCGACACAGAGUAUCAGAAAUGGAGAUGGCAACCCCAUGGUUGUGAUCUUCCUAGUUUCAAUGCGACAUUAAUGUUGGAGACCCUAAGAGGGAAACGAAUGAUGUUCGUGGGAGACUCAUUGAACCGAGGCCAAUAUGUAUCAUUAAUCUGCCUUCUUCACAGCCUCAUCCCUAAGCAUGCAAAAUCCAUGAAAUCGUACAACAAUGAUGCCCUUACUGUGUUUCGAGCCAAGGAUUACAAUGCCAGCAUAGAAUUUUACUGGGCUCCAUUCCUUCUCGAAUCGAACUCGGAUAACGCAGUUGUUCACAGGAUAUCGGAUCGGAUCGUGAGAAAAGGCUCCAUAACUAAGCAUGGGAAGCACUGGAAGGGCGUUGAUAUAUUGGUUUUCAACACCUAUCUGUGGUGGAUGACUGGAUUGGAGAUGAAGAUCUUGAAAGGGUCGUUUGAGGAUGAGGAGAAAGAAAUAAUUAAAGUGUCGACCGAGGAUGCUUAUCGUAUGGCAAUAAAAAGCAUGCUGAGAUGGUUGAAGAUAAAUAUGGACCGCAAGAAGACCAGAGUGUUUUUCACCAGCAUGUCACCUACUCAUGCAAAGGGCAUUGACUGGGGAGGUGAAGCAGGGGAGAAUUGUUACAACCAAACAAGCAUGGUUGAAGAUCCAAAUUAUUGGGGUUCGGACAGUAGAAAAAGCAUAAUGGAAGUGAUUGGGGAAGUGCUGGAAAAACCCAAGUUUCCGGUCACAUUUCUCAACAUCACUCAACUGUCGAGCUACCGCAAAGAUGCGCACACAUCGAUUUACAAGAAACAAUGGAAUCCGUUGACGCCGGAGCAGUUAGCCAACCCUGUUAGCUAUGCCGAUUGCGUGCAUUGGUGUUUACCGGGCCUUCCAGAUACUUGGAACGAGCUUCUCUUUGCCAAGCUAUUCUAUCCUUGAAAACACCUCAUCAAAUUUUAUAGAUCACUUAUUUUCUUUCUAAUUGAUUUUGUCCUGCCCCACCAGCCAUUUAAGAAUUUUUUUUCUAUUUUUAUUUCCAUUACAAGAUUUUGGUGUCAACUGGUGGACAAAGGAAGAAGAAAAUUGAGCUC